Parnassius apollo (apollo) is the source of this 2988-nucleotide messenger RNA. The record is from the annotation of a GenBank genome assembly. Lineage: Eukaryota; Metazoa; Arthropoda; Insecta; Lepidoptera; Papilionidae.
AUGGCUCUAGCAUUUUUGGCGGAAUCAAUGGUCUCCGUGCGAAGAUUAGAGGAAUUUCUCUUGUUGGACGAACUAAAAUCAUUUAAAGCUAAGGAACUUUCAUUUGAUUCUAAAGGCCUCAUUACUAAUGGCGUGGGUAAAGAAAAACAAUCGGAGAAGGCCAAACCAAAUCCAACAGGAUUGACACUGACCAACAUUAGUGCCAGUUGGUCAAAGAACGCUAUCGUAGAGACUUUGAGAAAUAUAACGUUGAAUGUAAAACCCGGAGAGUUUGUAGGUGUUGCCGGACUUGUUGGAUCAGGAAAGUCAAGCCUAUUGCAACUAAUUCUGGGUGAGUUAGAAGCAUCGCACGGGACCGUCUCUUUAGGCGGUGCGCGAAUAUCGUACGCCAGUCAGGAGCCCUGGCUGUUCGUCGCUACCGUGCGUCAGAAUAUUCUAUUUGGACUGCCCUACGAUCGCGUGCGUUACAAAAAGGUAGUUUCGGCAUGUGCAUUACUUCGUGAUUUUGAGUUGCUGCCGGCUGGUGACGCAACAUUGGUGGGUGAACGUGGCAUCAGUUUGAGUGGAGGCCAACGUGCCCGUAUUGGUCUAGCCCGAGCUUGCUACAGACAGGCAGAUCUAUAUCUUUUGGACGACCCGCUGUCGGCCGUGGACACUCACGUGGGCAAACACCUAAUAUCCGAGUGCGUCACCGGGCUCCUACAGAACACCACACGCAUCCUAGUAACACAUCAGCUACAUCAUCUUAAGGGAGCCGACAGUGUCGUAAUUCUACGAAAUGGAGAAAUUGAAACUCAAGGCACCUUUGAAGAAGUGUCCCGCUCACCGUUGUUCAAGGAGCUGCUAGAAGAAGAUGAACAGCCUGAGGCUGAAGGGCACACACAACUUCUGCGACAGCGUUCUAUGUCUAUACAGUCGCACACCAGUGUCAACAGUACGGUUGCAGAAUACGGUAAUGAAAAUGAGGAAGAACCCGAAGAAACCGCCGAGCUCAUGGAAAAAGGGCGCGUGUCCGGCUCCGUGUAUCUGAAGUACUUCCGUGCGGGCGGCGGCUGGGCGCUGCUGACUCUCACGCUCGUGUCUAUUUUACUGGCACAGGCUGUAACCUCCAUCAGCGACCUCUGGCUCACGCAUUGGAUGAACGACGUGGAAGCAAAACACUUACGUUUCGAAGACGAGAAAUUCAGCGCUAAUUACACGAGCACCAACAACGAGACAAACGUAUUCAACGAGACAACGGAACCACUAAUGCUGUAUGAUGCAACCACUGACCCAACUUCACCAACGACAAUGAAUCCAAACCUUACCGUCAUAGGCACAACGGUUAAAGCAGCACUAACUAUACAGAAUAUUACUGCGGGGCAGGAACCAUUAGAACAUUCUUAUUAUAUCUACAUUUGGGCGAGUGCUAUACUUGGAUGCAUAUUGCUUACAACUAAAAGAUCUCUGCUGUUUCUUUGGAUAUGCAUGCGCAGUUCUAUUAAGUUGCACAAUGUAAUGUUCAGUAACAUUCUUGCGGCCACAAUGCGCUUUUUUGACACUAAUCCAUCAGGACGCAUUCUAAACCGAUUUUCCAAAGACAUGGGCAUUGUUGAUGAGAUACUACCGAGAAUGUUCUUAGAAAGUAUGCAGGUAGUUAUGGUUAUGCUGGGAAUUUUAGUAAUGGUGGCUAUAGUGAAUCCGUACAUGUUGCUUACGACCGCUGUCUGCGGUGUAUUUAUGUACUUGUGGACGGUGAUCUACCUCGGCUCAGCGCAAGCCAUGAAGAGGGUGGAGGGGGUGUCUCGAAGUCCUGUUUUCUCACACGUAUCGGCCAGUAUGGCGGGCCUGACCACAGUCCGCGCGAGCAAUGCUGAAGAGAUGCUUCGUAAACAAUUCGACGACAAACAAGACGUGCACACGGCGGCAUGGUACUUGACACUAACAGCAAACACCGCUUUCUCGAUAUGGUUAAGUCUUAUAUCGGCCGUCUAUGUCAUCACUGUGGCCUAUUCGUUCCUUUUGUUAGAUAACGGUACAACGAAGUCCGGUAACGUAGGAUUGGCACUGUCUCAAGGCUUGAUCCUUGUGAACAUGGUGCAAUACGGCAUCAAGAUGGCGACGGAGGUGAUAUCUCAGAUGACAAGUGUAGAGCGCGUGAUGCAGUUCACGUCGCUGCCGCAGGAGCAGACGGCCGGCCCGGCGCCGCCGCCCGGCUGGCCGCAACGCGCCCGGCUCGUCUUCAAGGACCUUUAUCUACGUUACGACAUGGAAUCCGAACCGGUACUGAAGAAUCUAAACAUUGUCAUCGAGAGCGGUUGGAAGGUCGGUGUCGUGGGACGUACGGGCGCGGGUAAAUCAUCGCUCAUAUCAGCUUUGUUUCGCCUGGCACCCAUUGACGGCCACGUGUACAUCGACGAUGUCGACACCGGCAAAAUUGCUCUAAAGGAGCUUAGAUCCAAGAUCGCCAUCAUUCCUCAGGAGCCGGUGUUGUUCUCCGCCAGCUUGCGCUACAACAUGGAUCCAUUUGACAAGUACACUGAUGCCGACAUAUGGCAGGCGUUAGAACAGGUGGAGAUGAAGCAGAGCGUGACGUCACUGUCGGCGCCGGUGGCGGCGGGCGGCGCCAACUUCAGCGCGGGCCAGCGCCAGCUGCUGUGCCUGGCGCGCGCCGCGCUUUGCGCGCAACCGCCUGCUCGUGCUCGACGAGGCCACCGCCAACGUCGACCCCAAAAGUCAAUACGCAAACAUUUCGCCAAGUGCACAGUGAUAACGGUGGCUCAUCGACUGCACACUGUCGCCGACUCCGAUCGAGUCAUCGUCAUGGAAGCCGGUCAGAUCAUGGAAUCAGGUCAUCCACACGAGUUGCUACAGAAAAGUGACGGCUACUUCACCAGCAUGGUGAAGCAACUGGGUCCCGCCUCGGAGCAGAGUCUGAGGGAGCUAGCUAGCAACGCCUACGCACAACACAUCAAAUACGUAGACGCUGACGAACAAGCCCAAUCUUAA